This is a messenger RNA of Trichoderma virens Gv29-8, 1771 nucleotides long. RefSeq lists its product as uncharacterized. The transcript has 5 exons. The coding region runs from base 160 to 1584 and encodes 474 amino acids. NCBI's taxonomy places the organism in Eukaryota, Fungi, Ascomycota, Sordariomycetes, Hypocreales, Hypocreaceae. The record is from RefSeq and is a predicted model, not a curated record. Gene Ontology annotation, molecular function: ubiquitin ligase activator activity; anaphase-promoting complex binding; protein binding. Gene Ontology annotation, cellular component: anaphase-promoting complex. Gene Ontology annotation, biological process: anaphase-promoting complex-dependent catabolic process; positive regulation of ubiquitin protein ligase activity; positive regulation of anaphase-promoting complex-dependent catabolic process.
CGCACUCCAGAUAGAUUUGUCCCCCGACGGGAUAGUGACGAGUCUAGCAGGCAGGUGUAUCAGACCACAAAGCCUCUUCAGGAUCUCUCGCCAGUCGAGAAAUUAUUGAGAAGAAAAGGGGCCUCCUCGACUCAAUUCUCAGCACCUCGGCGUUCUCCAAUGCGUCUCCAGGGCAAUGUAUGGAGAGUAGGCGGCCUGGCUCCUGCAACGCCUGAGAUGGACCGUAGCCGCCGCCGCCCACUCCCAAACGGCACAUCUGCUCGUCUCUUCACCAUGUCUGUGGCUACGAUGAAACCUAGCAACUCUAAUCCACUGCCAAGGCGAUCUCUUCCUGCAGCCCCUUUCAGAGUCCUUGAUGCACCGGAUCUGCGCGAUGAUUUCUACUGUUCUGUUCUGGCGUACUCACCAAAUUGCCAAAAGCUUGCAGUUGGUCUAGGAAAUAUCCUAUACAUCUGGUCUAAGGGGUCAGGACCUCGGGCUAUCCAUGGAUCUGCUGCGUCCCAUGUAUGGCUAACAUCUGUUUCCUUCUCGUCAGUCCAAGGAGGGAAAUGCAUCUUAGCUAUAGGACGCUCGGAUGGAACCUUGGUGCUCAAGUCCAUCUAUGACGCUCUUCCUCGCUUCCAGGUGCAACAGCCCUUUCCGGUAUCUUGCGUGAGUUGGCGCCCGAUAACUACCCUGAGACCUUCUAGAAACCCGUUCAAUCCUGGAAUCGCCGUACAGACUGAGGAUUUGGUCAUUGGUGACGACACUGGAGUGAUAUACUACUAUGUAGUAGAGUGGCCAAUGGGUUGGGAGGUCACACGGGACACUUGGCCGGGAACCAUAUAUCUUAUCGCCAAAGUCUCGCUUCACAGCCAACAAAUAUGCGGUCUGUCUUGGUCACCCAACGGGAAAUUCUUCGCCUCUGGUGGAAAUGAUAACUUGUGCUGUCUCUUUGACACCGACAGCGUGCUUGUAGAGAAACAUGAGUCUGAGGAUACAGCCAACGUUCGACCUACGAGGCCAUCGUCCACGGCGAUUCGAAGGUUAGGGUCUGGGGCGGAGAGGCAUCGUUGGAUACACAAAGCUGCAGUCAAGGCCAUUGCAUUCUGCCCAUGGCGCGAAGGACUGGUUGCAACGGGUGGUGGGUCUAAUAAUAAAUGCAUCCACUUCUUCCAUACAACUUCAGGCUCAGCUUUGGCUACAAUAGCAGUUUCAGCUCAGGUGACGGCUCUCAUUUGGUCAUCGACUAGACGCGAGAUUGCUGCCACGUUUGGCUAUACAGAACCCGAACAUCCGUAUCGGAUAGCCGUGUUUAGCUGGCCAGAAUGCAGGCAAGUUGCGGCGAUCCCAUGGGAAGGAGAGCUUCGGGCAUUGUAUGCCAUCUCUUAUCCUCGAUGGCCGUCAAAGACGAAGGCCAUGAAUCACGAUCAAAAGCCUCGCGAGGGGUGCAUUGUUGUUGCGUCGAGCGACAAGAGUGUCAAGUUCCACGAAAUCUGGUGUAACGAAGGAAAGAUGCCUGGAGGAGGAACGGGGAUGCUGGGGGGCAGUGAUAUUCUCGAAAGUCUCGAGGGUAUUGACAAGGAGGGCGAUGUGAUUCGGUAAUGGCUCUUCAAGUCGCAGCACAAGUAAAUAAAAGACAGCGGCAUUCGUGGGAAAGAUUGCAAGGCCACAAAUCAUACCUAUAUUAUAUAGCACUAUGAGUAGCACACACUCUCUGGGAUGAGGCAAAAUCAGGUUGACAAAAUAAAUAAAGUAAAGCCCUAUAUAAACAAAGAUUGUUGAUUAUCAG